GAUAGUAAACGUUCAAGAUAUUAUCGGCGAUGUCAAUUGUGGAUAAUUACGAGGUUGAUUUGCUAUCAUCAAUAUAUAAGUCUAUACAAUCUAAGCCUAUCACUAUUCCUGCCCACGCUAAGUUGAACUUAUGCGAUAGGGAGAAGAAACCGCACAUUGUAGACAUACCUAUGGCAGAUAUACCAACAGCGGAGCCAAGUACUAGCGGGAGUGUACCAUCUGAACUCAAAUUCACUGUAAAGAAUAUCAAAACUGCUCAGAAAGUUGAUAUAUCAACACAAUCAACGUCCUCUAUUAAGGAUAUCAAACAGGCUGUUGUAGAUGCUCAUUUAGCUGACUCUAUUGAUGCACAGAGGCUGCUUCUGAAGGGUAAAGCGCUCUUGAAUGACAAACUCGUCAAGGAUUAUGAAGGUCUCACUUCUGGAGCUACGCUUACACUCAUGUUGCGCGCCCCUUCUGCACCUCCAACAGAGCCUGCUUCUCGUCAAGCCAGCAAUCUGCCGGAAGUUUCUCUCACUUCCGCUGACAAUGACAGCACACGCACUGCAGCUGAUCCGGCAAUCGACAGUCAGUCCGUCAAGAAGAGCGACUAUGAUAAGACACUGACUGAUCCUGCCUUCUGGAAGAAACUCAGCGGUUUCCUCAAUCAGGAGUUCAAGAAUGAUGAGUAUGGUAGAAGAGCUCUUGAGACAUUUUUCUUGUCCGCUAAAACAUCGCUUAGCCCAUCUGAAAUUGCAUUCAUACGCGAGCAAGCGGGGUUUGAAGCAAUGGGUAAGCAAGAAUAAAAGGAAUAACUAGCAAUGCAUGUAUUUCGC
Wallemia mellicola CBS 633.66 is the source of this 815-nucleotide messenger RNA. RefSeq lists its product as hypothetical. Gene Ontology annotation, molecular function: protein binding. The record is from RefSeq and is a predicted model, not a curated record. The transcript is spliced from 2 exons. Lineage: Eukaryota; Fungi; Basidiomycota; Wallemiomycetes; Wallemiales; Wallemiaceae. Bases 30 to 785 code for a protein of 251 amino acids.